Octodon degus (degu) is the source of this 3702-nucleotide messenger RNA. RefSeq names its product ArfGAP with FG repeats 2 (gene Agfg2). NCBI's taxonomy places the organism in Eukaryota, Metazoa, Chordata, Mammalia, Rodentia, Octodontidae. The coding region runs from base 172 to 1626 and encodes 484 amino acids. The record is from RefSeq and is a predicted model, not a curated record. Gene Ontology annotation, molecular function: GTPase activator activity. The transcript has 13 exons.
GUCCAGGACAGGCGAGGCAGGGGCGGCUGAGUCUGGAGCCGACGCCGCCGGCUUCGGAGCUUUUCUGUCAGGGUUGCCCGGCGUGCGAAGGCGGCGGAGGCGGGAAGGCGGCAGUGGUUGAAGGAGCGGUUGGGGUUCUAACCGGGAGGAGGUCGGAGGGUGUGGGCAACGAUGGUGAUGGCGGCCAAAAAGGGUCCAGGCCCUGGUGGCGGGGGAAAGGCGGAGGCGGAGGCGGCCUCGGAGGUGUGGUGCCGCCGGGUACGGGAGCUGGGCGGCUGCAGCCAGGCCGGGAACCGCCACUGUUUCGAGUGCGCCCAGCGCGGGGUCACCUACGUGGAUAUCACCGUGGGCAGCUUCGUCUGCACCACCUGCUCCGGCCUCCUGAGAGGGCUGAACCCCCCUCAUCGUGUCAAGUCCAUCUCCAUGACAACUUUCACGGAGCCUGAGGUCCUGUUUCUGCAGUCCCGUGGAAAUGAGGUCUGCAGGAAGAUCUGGCUGGGUCUUUUUGAUGCUCGAACGUCUUUAAUACCAGAUUCCAGGGAUCCCCAGAAGGUGAAGGAGUUUCUCCAGGAAAAAUACGAAAAGAAAAGAUGGUAUGUCCCUCCGGACCAAGUCAAGGGGCCUGCUUAUACCAAAGGCAGCUCCUCCACCUCUGUCCAGGGCUCCAUGCCAGAGGGGAAGCCCCAGCGGACACUUCUGGGGGACCCUGUCACAGAAACUGCUGCUGCCUCUAGCCAGUCUGUCAGCCAGUCUCAGGCUCGGACAGCCCAGACCCGGAGUUCCCAGCCUCCUCCACACUCCUCCACCAAGAAAGCCAGCACCGACCUGUUGGCUGACAUCGGGGGAGACCCCUUUGCUGCUCCCCAGGUGACACCGUCUUUUGCUGCGUUCCCGGCCUUUGUGGGCCAGACACCUUCCCAUGGGGGCUUCGCCAACUUUGAUGCCUUCCGCAGCAGUCCCAGCCCUUCUGCCUUCGGGAGCCUCCCUCCUGCAGCCCAAGCCCCCUUUCAGGCCCAGCCAGCACCCGCAGCCAGUCGGAUGCUAACUGGAAGUUACAGCUUUGGAAGCAGCCAGGGGACUCCAUUUGGUGCCGCUCCACUUGCAGCUGCCUCUCAGCCCAGCAGCCUCACAGAUGUGGGCAGCCUCUUGGGACCUGGGGUGUCCCCUGGAGGGGUCCCUGGCAGCAUCUUCGGGAUGGCCGGCCAGGUCCCUGCGCUCCAGUCUGCUGUGCCUGGUAGUGGCAGCACAGGACUGACCUUUGGAGCAGGCUUCACCAAUCCUUUCGCCGUCCCUGCAGCCCAGCCCCAGCUGCCUUCCACCAACCCCUUCCAGCCCAAUGGCCUCGCCCCAGGGCCUGGCUUUGGGAUGAGCAGUGCUGCGCCUGGCUUCGCCCAGCCAGUGCCACCCUCUGGGGCCUUUGCCAGUACCUUCCCCUCACCGCUGUUCCCUCCACAGACCUCGCUAACGCCGCAGCAGAACGGCUCUUCCUUUGGGGACUUGGGACCCACCAGGCUGGUGCAGAGGCCACUCAGCCAGCCGGCUGGGAUCUCUACCAACCCCUUCAUGACUGGAUCCUCACCAAGCCCAUUUGCCUCCAAACCUCCAACUACCAACCCGUUCUUGUAGCACUGUGUCCGGGGGGACCUCUUCCCCUUCUCCUCAGGGGGCCCUCUACUCCCUAAAGUUCUAGUACCCUCUUCCUUACCUCGGGCACGUCUGUGGGUCUGAGACUAGAAUGAGCCUGGUUGGCAGGCUGCCGAGGAUGGUGGAGGUGCUAAUGCUUUCUUUGCUGGGGGCUUCCGGAUGAAUCACAGCUUGGGGCAGUGGCCCAGGGGCGUCCUUCCUCCUCAAGCCACCCUUACCAGAAGGCCCAGGAAGGUAGGCCUGGCCCAGAGGACCAGUGUGUUUUUCAACUGUCCAGUUAUGCACACGACCUUCUCUCCUGCCUUUGGGCCCGUCACCUCUGGCCCAUCCAGGGGCAGAGGAAGGUAUGGCUGUCAAUGGCCAGCAGUCCCCAGGAGAAGGACCCUUCCUCCCCUUCCAUUUUUCCAACACUGCUCCUCCUGAACAGAGGCACAGUGGGGAAAGAGGAGGAGUGCUGACUGGGACCUUAGCCGGAGCCCUGGGGCUGAGACCACCUAUGUUCCACCCCGGGCGCCACCUGCUUUUCUCCACCUCCUUGUUCUGCUUCCCCGCAGCCCCCAUCCUGGCACUCAGGAUUGCAUAGUUUUAUCUGCAUUCAUAGACAUGCCUGACUCCUGUCAAGCACUUUAGUUACCUGUCAGUGUCAUGUUUGGAUACCAGUGUUUUAUAUUUAUACAUAGAAUUUUCUAAUAUAGCCUAUUAUAGAAAUAUAUAUAUAUAUAUAUAUAUAUAUAUAUAUGCACAUACAUAGAUAUAUACAUGCCACCCCCAGCCUGUCUCCCUUGCCCUUUAAUGGGAGUGGGAUGAACCCCAUCUGUGCCUGGACCAUCAAAGCCAGAGCCCAGGAGACGGGGGAGGCAGCCACAUGUCCCUGACCACCCCACAACCUGGGCUCUUCCAGGGAAAGGCUUUGUGCAAUUGGCUGGGGAUUUUUUUUCCCCAUGUGCCUCCCCUGCUCCCAAAUCUCUGCACCAAAGCUCGUUUGCAGGCAAUGUUGGAAAAGAACUGCAUUUGAAAGAAAAAGUGGCUCUUGUGGUGGUGUUUUGGGUUGGUCUGGGGGCCGAGAGUCAGCAGGGCUGAGCGUUCCCCGGGUGCCACCCAUCCAGUCGGCCUGGGCUGCCACAAGAGGACCUGCUCACCGAGACAGAGCCGAGUCCCAUCAGAACUGGCAUCUGUGUUAGCAGUGGAGAGGAGCGGGACAGGGACCCUUGCAGGAGUUGGGAUUCAGAAGAUACAGAGAGGGGGCCGAUUCUCACCUGGGAUGGGCAGAGGAGCCAGGUGCCAUGGAGCCAGGCAUGGCACCCGGGGAAACCCUCCCCCCAGACUCUGCCACCAGAGGCUGUUUUAUUAACAGCCUGGUAUCUGGGCUAUUUGUAUGUCAAGACCAGAGCUGGGGAAGUAUGCACUGGCACUGUCGAGCCCAAGACUGGGAGCGAUCCCUCCCCUCCCAUCAUGGCUCAGGAACUCAGGGCCUUCGGCUGCUCAUUGUGAUUUCUCUGGGUCUUCCACAGAAUGGCAGAGAAACAGAGACUGGGUCUACCUGCUGAUGUGCAUUGUAUGAUUUGCUGGAAAGACCUUGUCUGGCUUCUCACUUGCCUAGCUCCCCUAGGUUGUCUAUGUUCUCUGUCCUCUUCUGCCAGAAUUUUUGUCUGCCAUCCUUGGUUAUCACUGUUGUUUUUUCAGUUUUUUGGUUUUGAGACAGGGCUGUAGCCCGCCUGGCCUUGACCUUGGUGAUCCUCCUGUCUCAGCCUCCCAAGUCGUGGGAUCACAGGCUUGUGCCCCUAUGCCCAAAUGUCCUCGCCACUUCUGUUUCCCAUUCUUUCUGCUCAGAGCCAGGCAUCGAAGGAAGCCAAAUGUGGGGCUUAUUUUUCCUCGGCCCUCUUCCCAUUCUCCUAACUCCUUGCCUAUGGUUUAAAGGACCAAGAGCUAAAAGGCCUCUGGUCACGUGUUCGAUCACAUUCAUGUGUCUCCCUGUGGUCCUUUGCUGGCUGCUGGCUGUGGGGGCUCAAUGUGCCUCCCCUUCAGUCCUGUCUGCUGUGGACUCUGACCAGUGCUGGA